This is a messenger RNA of Alexandromys fortis (reed vole), 3837 nucleotides long. RefSeq names its product matrix metallopeptidase 19 (gene Mmp19). The record is from RefSeq and is a predicted model, not a curated record. Gene Ontology annotation, molecular function: metalloendopeptidase activity; zinc ion binding. Bases 271 to 1857 code for a protein of 528 amino acids. The transcript has 9 exons. Lineage: Eukaryota; Metazoa; Chordata; Mammalia; Rodentia; Cricetidae. Gene Ontology annotation, biological process: extracellular matrix organization; proteolysis; collagen catabolic process. Gene Ontology annotation, cellular component: extracellular matrix.
UCUCCAGCAGAGGGCUCUAGGGGAGGCGAUGUUAGGGGCUCUUUUGGCUUCUGUCCUUUGGUAGGGCAGGAGUUAAGGGAGUUGCAACAUCUUUCUGGGCUGAGUCACCUCUCACUGCUCUCCUCAGUUGAAGGUUUAUAAAGAGGACCAGAGGCUGACAGAGAAGACCUGGAGGUAGUAGUCUCCUGCCUAGCCCCCGCUCCUCCAGGCUCCCAGAAGUCUCAGGUCAGAGGGCCCAGGCAGCCUCUGGAGCUCUUGUCUGCUGGCGCCAUGGACUGGCAACAGUUGUGGCUGAGCUUUCUACUUGCCCUGACAGUCUCAGGCCGGGCUCUGGGGCCAACAGAGAAGGAGGCAGUCUUGGAUUAUCUGUUGCAGUAUGGAUAUCUACAGAAACCUCUAGAAGGAGCUGAUGACUUCAGUCUAGACGAUAUCACAGAGGCCCUAAGAGCUUUCCAAGAAGCAUCCAACCUGCCAGUUUCAGGCCGGAUGGAUGAUGGCACAAGAGCCCGUAUGAAGCAGCCCCGCUGCGGUCUGGAGGAUCCCUUCAACCAGAAGACCCUUAAAUACCUGCUUCUCGGUCGCUGGAGAAAGAAGCACUUAACAUUCCGCAUCUUGAACCUGCCUUCCACACUCUCACCCUCCAGAGCCCGGGCAGCCCUGCAUCAAGCCUUUAUGUACUGGAGCAACGUGGCCCCCCUGACCUUCCGGGAGGUGAAGGCUGGUUCGGCGGAUAUCCGCCUCUCCUUCCAUGGCCGCCAGAGCCCAUACUGCUCCAACACCUUUGAUGGGCCUGGAAAGGUCCUGGCCCAUGCCGACAUCCCAGAACUUGGCAGUGUACACUUCGACAAAGAUGAAUUCUGGACUGAGGGGACCUACCAAGGAGUGAACCUGCGCAUCAUCGCAGCCCAUGAAGUGGGUCAUGCCUUGGGCCUUGGGCACUCCCGAUACACCCAGGCACUCAUGGCUCCCGUCUAUGCUGGCUACCAGCCCUACUUCAGGCUGCACCCAGAUGAUGUGGCAGGGAUCCAGGCUCUCUAUGGCAAGAAGAGUCCAGAGACAGAGGAUGAGAAGGAAGAGAUCGAGAUUUCCACUGUGUCACCAGUGACCACAAAACCCAGUCCCAUGCCAACCCCCUGCAGCACUGAACUGGAUGCCACGAUGCUGGGACCUCGCGGGAAGACCUAUGCUUUCAAGGGGGACUACGUGUGGACUGUAACAGAUUCAGGGCCAGGCCCCUUGUUCCGCGUGUCUGCUCUUUGGGAGGGGCUCCCUGGAAACUUAGAUGCUGCUGUCUACUCUCCUAGAACAGGAUGGAUUCAUUUCUUCAAGGGAAACAAGGUGUGGCGAUAUGUGGGUUUCAAGAUGUCUCCUGGCUUUCCCAUGAAAUUCAACAGGGUAGAACCCAACCUGGAUGCAGCACUCUAUUGGCCUGUUAAUCAGAAGGUGUUCCUUUUUAAGGGGUCAGGAUACUGGCAAUGGGACGAGCUGACCAGAACAGACUUCAGCCGCUACCCCAAACCAAUCAAGGAAUUGUUUACUGGAGUGCCAGACCAUCCCUCGGCAGCGAUGAGCUGGCAAGAUGGCCAAGUGUACUUCUUCAAGGGCAAACAGUAUUGGCGGCUUAACCAGCAGCUUCGUGUGGCGAAGGGUUAUCCCAGAAACAUCACACACUGGAUGCACUGCAAUCCUCAGACUCCGGACACAAGCUCGUUAACUGGGGAUAUUCCUCCCUCAACCACAGACACAAUCUUGGAUACCAGUCCUUCAACCACGGACUCAAUCUUGGACAUGAUUCCCUCAGCUUCGGACUCUGUCACGCUUUCAUCCCCCGCUAACGUCACCCUGCAAGGGGCCUAGGACUAAUCAGUGUCUGCUCAUUAGGACGGUGUGGAUGUUACAGCAUUGGCCUGGGCUAUAGGCCUCAUGGUCCAAAUGUUCUAAUUCUGGAUACCACUUUCUUGUGCUCCUAGAAGGUGCCCCUGAAUUCCGAGUCAGUCCCCAGUUCCCAUUUCUCCUUGUCACAUAGCUCUUUCAAGUGUGUCAUCUAUUCUUUAGUGGAAGGACAUUGUCAAUCAGGUAUUUUUUUUUUCUUUCACUGUUUUUGGACAAGGUCUCUCUCUAUCUAACACUGGCUAUGGCCACUCUGUGUAGACCAGACUGGCCUUGAACUCACAGAGUCACCUGCCUCUGCCUCCUGAGUGCUGUGAUUAAAGGCGUGUGCCACCAUGCCUGGCCAGUGUUUUUUUUUUUUUUGUCUUCUUUUAAAAUUUGUUUUGUUUUGUGUGCACUGGUGUUUUACCUACAUGUAUUUCUGUGUGAAGGUGUCAGAUCCUCUGGAACUGGGGUUACAGACAGUUGUGAACUGCCAUGUGGGUGCUGGGAAGUGAACCCCAGUCCUCUGGAAGAGCAGUCAGUGCUCUUAACCACUGAGCCAUCUCUCCAGAUUUAAGGCACGUGCUGCCAUACCUGGCUUAGUUGGGUCUUUAGCUGACAGGAGGCAACAGCUGAUCUACUGGACACCUGGCUUCCAUUCUGCCAAAGUCAAGUGCAAGAAACGGCACAGUCAGUAAACUGAGCAAGGGCUCUGGGGUCCUUGAGCCACCUGUGACUUUCUGCAAGUUAAUUAACCUUGGGAGGCUGGGCGGUGGCGGCGCAUGUCUUUAUUUUGUUAUUUAUUUAUUUUUUAAAUUUGACCAGGCACAUGCCUUUAAUCUUAGCACUUGGGAGGCAGAGGCAGGCAGAUCUCUGAGUUCGAGGCCAGCCUGGUCUACAAGAGCUAGUUCCAAGACAGGAACUACCUUGCAGAAAAACCUUGUCUCGAAAGAAACAAACAAAAAAAACCUUGGAUUCUCUAUUAACAAAAUAAGGUCAAUCUCAAUGUUAUAGGGUUGUUAUGUUAGAUGAAAUGUUACAUGUGAAAUGUUAUAUGUCAGACUGAUGAAGUCUGACACAUUUGUAUUUAAUAAAGGCUAACUUUGUGUUCCUGAGAGCUGAGCUGUCUGGGUACAUAUGUGUAUCAUGUGUAUAUGUACAUCAUAUACAUAGUGUAACAGAUGAUAAAGGUGCCACAGCAGAUCUUUAGGGACAGCCUGAUCACCUUUGCUUUGCCGUGUAAAGAAAGUAAAAAGCUACGGGAGAGGUCCAGCUCCCCAGUUGAAUUUUCAAAGCCAUUUUAUUCCCAUGUUCCCUUGUUCUUCCCCCCUCUCAUUACAGAUUUGCUGCUGGGGGAGGGAUGUGUCUUCCUUCAUACUGUCUGGAAAACCAGGAAAGACCUUGCUCAGGCGAGUCAGAGGAGGGAGCGUUAGGAUGGGUUAGUGGAGGCAGAAGGCACUUGACUACUGUGCAGCCCUGAAGCCCAGAUUUCUCUGAGCAAAAAGGCAAGAAUUAGGCAUGCGAGCCAAUGCUCUCUUCUUAGAGAAGGAGCCAGCUCUUGGAGAGGAGAGCUGAGGCAGAUUCUGUGGUCUCCCCUCAUUGAAGAGAGAGGAGAAAGCACCGUGGAGAAUUGCAUUCCCCUGAGGUAGAGGGGACUCAAGACUAUGGGGUCCACUGAGAAAGGCCAACCGGAAGUUCAGGUACCCCUAAGGAACCCGGGAGCUGGGGGAUCUUAGAGUACUUCUGUGCCAUUUUCCCUACUAAAAAAAAUGUGACAUGCCUCAGGGGCUCCUCAGUUUUCUACCGGUCCUACAACAGAGCCCUGUAUUUUACCACAGUAAGGCACACCAGGACGUUUAAAUGAAUAUUUGGGAAUGGUUGCAGUUCAGUGGUAGAACGCUCGUCUACUCUGAACAACACUCUAGGUUCUGUCUCAGCACUAUAGGAAUUUUUUUUUUUUUUUUU